UUUUGACUGGUAGUGUAGCUGUUGAAAUUCCUUCUUUUUUUUGUGCUGGGGGAGAAUGCCCCCGGAUCCCCCUACUGGCUUUGGGCUAAGCCCCAAAUGUCUUCAAAUCCUAGGAACGCCCCUGAGUAAAACCUAAUCUUGUUUUCCCUGUUAGUGGCUUAUGCUAUUCAUGAACUGGUAACUACAAAAUGUGGUGAACAUUAAGAUGUGUGUAUAGCACUCUGAAAGUACCUUAUAAGACCUCUGUUCAUUCAUGUUACCUUCAUUACAUUCAUGGAAACGUAUCACUUUUCCUAGUAUUUUUGACUUUAUGUUUUGUUUACCCCAUAUGUAACUCUGUGUUGUUGUUCCAAUCCAGGCCAUGUUGAGUAUCUCUCAAAUACAUGUCUUGUUGCUAUUGAAAUGCUGCCGUCAUGUUUGAUAAUAAGAGGAAUGCCAUUGACUGGUGUGGGUUUUGUGCACUGGAUGACUUCUCAGCCAGGUUUGUCAUCAACUUAAUAGGUUAUGCCCAUUUCUAAAUCAAGUGUGAACUCCCCUCGGCCUGUCCAAUCUGCAAUUGAUUGAAUACCAGCCUUGGUGUUGGUGGAAAGACAUUUACUGAUACUGUAGGCCUAUAAUAAAGAGGGAUUACAGAAAAGUGUCAAUCUCCAUCUUAUUAUAUUUAAGAAUAUAUUAUAUUUCAACAAACUGAUGUUUUAGCUUGGCUGAUACAAUAGCUUUUCAAAAGGCUUCUCUGACUCAUCUCAUUAAAUAUUAAUUGUCAGGCAGGCAGCCAUUCUCUGCGGAUGCAUUGGUUUUGUGACCUCCCAGAUAAUCACAUAUUGAUUUUCCUUAUUCUAGUUUAUUAGCAUAGCCUAUGCUAUAUUCCUUUAGUGGAUGAUAUUAUAGGCCUAUUUGUGUUUCCAUCAUAAUUAUUUUGUUAAUUCAGCACCUGGAAAUCAUUGAAUAUUCAUUAACACGCUACAGGCAGUAGGCUAGAUGUUUAGGGUAGGUGUUAUCAUGAACCUGCGCUCUGCUCCAGUCUUCUUAUACGUCUUUGUUGAUCUAGUGUCUGCAGCAUCACCACAGGUGCUCUGUUCGCAUAGCCUAUUUCCCCCCAUGCAACAGACUGCCGCCUCAAUAUGGGAACUAAUUUCCACUGAGGAAGAACAGACUAACAUCAACAAUAUUGCAAAAUGACUCCUUAACGUUUUUUCGUAUGAAAAACAUGUUUUAUUCUUCAAACAUGCAAAACGACUCGGCACAACUGACAGACUGCGAUGUGGGACACAAUGCCAAAAUCAGUCUUGCGGCACUCUAUUCUCUCAUGUGCCUGUUUGGGACCAUUUUAAACCUUUUGGUUGUCUACCUGGUUGUGACAUUUAAGAAACUUCGGACGGCUAGCAAUGCGUUUAUUGUGAAUGGCUGUAUAGCCGACCUGUUGGUGUGCGCAUUUUGGAUGCCGCACGAGGCGGUGGGGAUUUAUUCUGGAAGUCCUUUCUCGGCUGGGUACCAAGCCAUCAAAGAUGCGCUCUUAUUCCUCGGCAUCACUGUCUCUCUUCUCUCCCAUUCCCUGAUCGCCAUCAACCGAUACGUGUUGAUUACCAAAUCACCAGUGACCUAUCUGUCCAUCUACCAAAAAAUACGCAUAGAAUGGAUGAUAAGCGCGUCGUGGCUUUCAGCGCUGGGAUUUAUUUUACCCUGGAUCACAUCUUUGCGGUACCCACAGAAAGGAUGCUCAUAUCUCCCGGCUUCCGCAGCAUCACUGCUCAAAGGAGGGAAACCCAUUUUCUCUGACCCAUUCGCAGCUGGUACCCUGGCGUUGACUAUUAUUGGUCAGACAAUGGUUGUUCUGUAUUGCUAUUUCAAAAUAUUUCGAAGGGUGCAGAUCAGUGUGAAGAGGGUCAGCAUAUUACAUUUCCCCAUCGUAAAUAACCUUCCAUAUUCGAACCCCAGAAAGGACAAACGUUUGGGGUUCUACGUGUUGGCAGUGUGUUUCAUAUUCAUACUCACUACACAGCCUCUUUUCUGGGUGUUAUCAAUAGCACGUUUUACCACAGUGCCAUUGGCACUAAGGACUUGUUCGUGGAUGAUUUUCUGCACUCUCUUUGUUACAAACCCAUUUCUCUACACGUGGAAGAACGAGGAGUUUAGAAAAUCUUUCAGAUCUGUGCUCAAGGGAGAAUUUUGGAGAGGGUCUACAGUUGGGGUUGAGCCCAUCACAGUUAAUACAAUAUCUCACCUUCUGCCAAGACAAAACAGUAGAAGGGCAUUUUUGGCUGAGAUAAAUUGAACUGCAAUGACAUUGGUCCCUGUAAGGAUACAUCCCUACGGUGUUUUAGAAAGCUUACCUGACAACUCAAUUGAAAAUGACACUAUUGGAUGCUCAGAAUUGUAAAAUGUUAGUGAUGCUGUUACAUUAUUAUUCUGUAGUUCCAUUAUGGAAUAAAGUGUAGGUCAACCAGAAGAACACUCAGCAAAUUAGUAAAUUGUUUAUAAAACAUUUGUGUAUCAAAUUCGCUUUUGUCUAUAUUCAUGUGUUUUUCAAUAUACAUUUUUAUGGACCAUGGUUGUAAUAAGCCUUUAUGCAAAUCGUAAAUCUGCUUGUGUGUUCAUUUUAAUAAAGCUGAAAUUAAAGUGCAAAAACGUUUUGUCACGUCUGGCUAUUACACUUGACUAGGUGCAGUG
Molecule: messenger RNA, 2667 nt
Organism: Coregonus clupeaformis (lake whitefish)
Lineage: Eukaryota; Metazoa; Chordata; Actinopteri; Salmoniformes; Salmonidae
Product: probable G-protein coupled receptor 88
Exons: 1
Coding region: 1199-2272 (357 amino acids)
Biological process (GO): G protein-coupled receptor signaling pathway
Cellular component (GO): membrane
Molecular function (GO): G protein-coupled receptor activity
Source: RefSeq, a predicted model, not a curated record